Molecule: messenger RNA, 2885 nt
Organism: Mercenaria mercenaria
Lineage: Eukaryota; Metazoa; Mollusca; Bivalvia; Venerida; Veneridae
Exons: 2
Coding region: 558-1514 (318 amino acids)
Source: RefSeq, a predicted model, not a curated record
CCUAUUUUUCUCGUUUUUUGAGACUACCAUUAUUUGCAUAAGCCAGAGAUUAACUCCGCCCUGCCAGGUUAUAUAAAACGCACUAUAGAAGUGUCAGAAAUAAAAUAGUAGUGACAUGAUCAAACUAUAUGGAAUAAUGAGCUCUGAUUUUGACUUCUGAUAUGGGCAACCAACAUAACACUCACGUAAGCAACGGUCUUGAUGUUGUAGUAAAAGUCACUGUCACUCAUCCUAAUCCGUGCGGGCGAAGCGAUCUAAUUCAUGUUUAUCCUGGAAAAACUAGGAACGUGCCUACAAGCAAGGGAACUGUUACAAUAUCCGUAUUUGAUCCAGAGUGUCCUGAAAAAUUAAGUCCGUACGAAAGCAUAAAUCUACCGUCUGACAUUAGCGUUGUUGUCCGAAAAAACGAAUAUGGAAAGCCAAAACUGCGAAGAGUAAAGUAUGGAACAUUAUGGCAGGACGUUGAUGAUGCAGCAAAUUUAUAAAAUGAAUGCAUAUGAGCACUGCUUAACCAAAUUUACAUGUUAAUUUUUAGUCUUUUAUGAAUCAAAAUAACGAUGUCCUCUGAAAAUAUUAAAAAACAUCAAAGAGUUGUAGAUGCUAAUUUGCGAGAGCUUCAAGGAAUUGCUAUAAAGUUUUCUAAUACGGAAAUCAGAAAUGCCCAACUGAGGAAAGAAUAUAUUGACCUGACUAAGAAAGCGGCCCAGGAGAUACUACAAGAAGCUAUAACUAACGCUAUUGCUAAUCCUUCACGCGCACUUAAGAUCUGGGAAAUAGCAGCGGAGAAAUGUGGUAAGCUUCGCAAUCUUUACUUGGACCAAACAAGGCAAAAUGUUAGUAAAGCAGCUUCAGCAUUUUCUAAAAUGCUAAAGGAUGAAGGAUUGACUUUCCCGAAACUUGUACAGAAAUAUACCGCCAAACUUUUUAAAACAACUGGAACGGAACCUGCUUGUUAUGCAAGUCUCGAAGUAUUGGAGCAACAAAAGGUUAUGGAAGGCAUUGUUGAAGCAUCUGGAAGGACAAACCCAAAGAUAAACGCCCUCAGCAAAUGGUUAGGUCGGGCUGGUAUUGCGCUGAUAUUAAUUACGAUAGGAAUAUCUAUAUACGUUAUCUGCGAAGCAGCUAACCCAACCCUAGAGGCAGUCAAAACAGCUGUUUCUUUGGGAUUUGGGACUGCUGGUUGUUACGCAGGUGCAGAGUUAGGGGCAGCUGUUGGAGCAUGCGGAGGACCUGUGGGUAUACUUAUAGGAGCAAUAGCUGGAGGAAUAGGAGGUGGGUUUCUUGCAGCUUUCGGUGGGGAAUCUUUAGUAAAUAUUUUACACAACGCGUUCUUCCCCUCCUCGGCCACAGGGCCGGGGCCACCGCCAUUCGAUGUUAUUCCGGUACUUUACGGCCAACCUUACUUAGGCUACGUUGCUGUUGUUGGACCUCCUAAAGUAAUUGACGAUGAGUUCAUAAGUGGCCCACCUCCUUUAAGAGAACAGGCAGUUGUCGGUUUACCGGACCUAUGGUAGCAGAAAGUGAUUAUGAAAGGAAACUUUGAAAUUACAAAAUAAUAACAAUGCAACUUAUAUAAAUUCCUGUUUUGUAUCAAUCUGCUGUUAAUGCGGCAGUGUAUUUUGUUCACGGUGUUAUCUUCAUAUUCCAUGAAAUUGUGUGGGAAGCGUGCUUUGAUUGAAUUUUAGGGAAGAUGCUCAGUUCACUCUUAAACAGAUUUCAAACAAUUAAAGUCAAGUUGUAAUUUUCUAGAGGUAUUGUUUUAGAAAACUAUGUACGCAUUAUAUCUUUAUUAAAACGAAUGCAUGCUGAUUAAGAUCAAACAAGUUUUGUAAACUCCAGUAGGAGUUUUACCAUUUAAAAAAUAAGACUAAGUCUAAGACCAAAUAAUACUCUCUACACAAAUCUAUCUUGCCCUUUCAAUCCAUAGGGGUAAAAAAUACGGGAUAAGUAAGACUACGCGGAGUUGUCUCCAUUUUCCUAAAUAUUAAAUCCAGGCUCAAAUAUCUCUUUUCAAUAAAAUGAUCUUUAAUAAUGUCUUAAAGGAAAAAAAAUGUGUUAAAUGCGUAACCCUUGGAAGAUAGGUUGUUUUUAUUUAUCACAUGUUUUGACGUUGUGGAAUGUAAUAAAGCCAUUAAAUAAAAAUGAUAAAACACUAAUGUAGUAAAGCUUUGACGUCGACGUCACUUAUAGGAGACGUUGAUCAAAUUGACUUGUAUAUAAGACAACAAAAGUAGAAUUUUUGAUGUUUCAACGGGAAAGGCUAACAUGUGAUAAACAGAAUAUUACAUUAAAUUUGAUGACUUUCCACACUGAAUUUAUUAAACUCGUUGAAUAAAUUUGAUAAAAUGCUCGGCCGAGCCUCGUAUUGUACCAUGUUAUUCAACUUUUUUAAUAGAUUCAAUAUUAAAAGAUACUCAUGUAAUAUUCUCUAUAUACUAUAUAUUUGAUACUGUUAUCAUGUCAUAUACUUCAUAUCUGUGUUGAAUUGUAAGGUAUGCCCCAAAGUUUUAUUUUGUUUUAUAACUGUUUAUAAGUCAGUUAUACAUAGACAUUUUGCGGGCAACCUUGUGUACUUUUGUUACAGAUUGACACUGCAGUUAUAUCAUAUAUGUGUUUUAGUAUAUUUCUUUUUAUACCAAUCUUGUAGUUAUAAUUGAUAGAAGUGGUUUAUUUGUAAUACUACAUUCUAACCGUUGUUUGGUACUAGUGUUUAUAAUAACUUGUAUUCAUAGCGGGAAACGUAUGGUUUCGUACUAUCACCAUUAUUCCACCUUUUGCUUUCAUGUGUUAAAUCGUAACUUUACAUGUUCCUCAUUUUACUGUUACAUAUUUUGUGGCAAAUUUACGCAUCAUACUGGUAGUGUCAAAUAAAUCUAUGAACUAUG